UUAUUCCAGUUUAUGAAAGUUUGUUCUUUUUUGUAUUUUCAUUCAUUUUCUAGAAAUAAUUACAUUUGUUACAAUGGAAUUGGGUGAUUUACCUUACGAUUGUUUAUCGUGUAUAUUUGAUUGUUUUUCGAAUCUUAAACUACUUUUCAAUCUAUCAACAGUUUGUAAACAAUGGAACAUUUUGGUGAAACAGAGAUUGAAAAAAAUUCGACAUUUACAUGUCGCUAGUGAAUCCUAUUUACCUUAUGUCCCUUUUUCAUCUGACAAUCACAUCUACACGGAUGAUGUUGAAUUAAUGGAGAGAGUUAAUGUCUCUCAGUUAUUACCGAACCUCAAGUUUUUAUCCCUGAGUCCUGUUCAUGGUGACAAAUGUACUGGUAAAAUGAUGGUCAAUAUUUUGUCAUCAAUAGCGAAGCCGCUGGUUGGAUUUAUGUGUGACACUCAAUGUUGUUCCAGCAAUAUAGUCCAACACUCUGGUCAAGUCCAUGUCGAUGAGAUUGUUAAACACUGUGGCAGUCUCGAGUAUAUGAAUAUAUUGGAUGAACAUUUUCGAGACAGUUAUUUCUUUAAAUAUAAAUUCGGACAAAAUUUGAAACACUUUGACGGUUAUGUCAUACGGUUCUACGAUGAAGAUGAAGAUUAUGAUUCCAUGGAGGAAGAAAUGAAUUUAUCAUGUCGCUACUUGGAGCAAAUGCCAAAUCUUGAAGUUCUGAAUCUGGAAAACCCACUAAUUGAACCUCGUCUUUGGCCUUUACCAAAAAUGAAACUGAAAGAGAUUCGAUUCGAAGACAUGUCAUUGAGAUCACCAGUCUUCCAGUUCUUGCCUUUGUUUCCUGAUUUACGAAGUAUACAUUUGCAUAUUCGUGAAGUCAAGAGUAAAGAUGAAGGAUUUCCUGAUUCGCAUACUCAUCUGAAUGUUCAAGAUGUAGUUCUAAAUAUAUACGGAAAAGAGCCAACCAACGGAUGUUUCAAGCUUAUUGAAAGUAUUAUGGUCAAGUUCCCUAAUUGUACAAACCUGUACAUUGAUUUGAUGCGAGAAUUGUUGCUAACUAAAGAACAUCUUAUCGAGAUGAUAAAAAUUUUGCCCAAUUUAACUCUUAUUGUCUUGAAUAGGGAGAAUUGUGGGGAUGCAAAUACUAUUGGGACACUCGAUCAAUUCUGCAAAUCAACAGAUCGAAGAAUAAAUUGCAUCUUGCGUGGCGAUGAGCGAGCAAAUGAUGGAACCAGGGUUCGCUCAUAUACUCGAUUUGCAUUGAACGAAGAUGUUGCGAGUCCUUUAAAGAUCGAUAAUGAAUUCUUACAAAAGUUCGUUUAUUGAAAUUUUUAUUCAUUAAGCUCGAAUUUGUAAUCACUUCGACUUUUUUACUCAACAUAGCCUUAAAUUUGAAUUCUGUUACUCAUCCAGCAUCAAAGCUUAUCUUUCAGACCCUUGAAUCUAAUUAAAAGUAUUAUGAUCAAGUUCCCUAAUUAU
Molecule: messenger RNA, 1471 nt
Organism: Panonychus citri (citrus red mite)
Lineage: Eukaryota; Metazoa; Arthropoda; Arachnida; Trombidiformes; Tetranychidae
Exons: 6
Coding region: 74-1318 (414 amino acids)
Molecular function (GO): protein binding
Source: RefSeq, a predicted model, not a curated record